UGGAUACAAUUGCGGAAAUAUUUCUCAAUAAUUUCAGCCUCGGUAAAGCCAAUAACAUGUUUGUUCGUUAUCGUUUCGAUGUCAAAAAUCAUCUGAAGACUGGUGACAACACUCUGGAGGUGAAAUUCGCGUCACCAAUUCGAGCCGCUCUGGACUUGAGCUCCCAUUCCAACUACUCGAUUCCGCCCGAAUGUCCCGAUGCUGUGCAGAGUGGUGAAUGUCACAUUAACUUCUUGAGGAAAAUGCAAGCGUCGUUCUCAUGGGACUGGGGUCCCGCUUUUCCAUCCGUUGGAAUAUGGUUAGUAAUCAUACAGUGCGUUCAUUAUGUUGUGCACAUCAAAGUAAACAUGUCUGUAAAAAGUGGGGUUUCUAUUUUCGGUAUGUGGCUACCGCGAGAUAACUUCACUAUUUAUGUAUAG
This is a messenger RNA of Nilaparvata lugens (brown planthopper), 419 nucleotides long. RefSeq names its product beta-mannosidase-like. The record is from RefSeq and is a predicted model, not a curated record. The coding region runs from base 57 to 419 and encodes 120 amino acids. Gene Ontology annotation, biological process: glycoprotein catabolic process. Gene Ontology annotation, molecular function: beta-mannosidase activity. NCBI's taxonomy places the organism in Eukaryota, Metazoa, Arthropoda, Insecta, Hemiptera, Delphacidae. The transcript has 2 exons.